Messenger RNA from Spirodela intermedia, 2106 nucleotides. NCBI's taxonomy places the organism in Eukaryota, Viridiplantae, Streptophyta, Magnoliopsida, Alismatales, Araceae. The record is from the annotation of a GenBank genome assembly.
AUGGCAGUGAAAGAGAAAAGCUCGCCCUCGCCCUUCCUCAACGACCAGCUCUCGAAGCGCACAUUCAUCUUCGGGCUCCGUCUGUGGGUCAUCGUGGGGAUCUGCAUCGGCGCCGGCUUCGUGCUGAUCCUCUUCCUCAUCUCACUAUGCAUUGUCCACAAGCGCAAUCGGAACCGCCGCCGCCGCCGCCGCCGCGGCGAGUACCUCCCGGAGGGAUUCCACAAGCCCACCUCCCCUGUCGUCACCAAGGAGACUCAAGAAAUCCGGGUCGACCCAUUCCGUUCCGGCGAUCCCAAGGUCCCCCUCGCCGGUUCCCAUCCUAAGGAACAGGCGGCGGCGCUUUCCCCAGUACAAGGGGAGAAGGCCGUGGGACUCCACGGGAUCCACAUCGAGCUCGGGAAGGUCCACCGCGUCACCUACCCUGAACGCGGGACCGGCGGCGGCGGGUCGUCGAAUGGAAGCGGGGAGCACAGGCCGACCGAUCAGGCGGCGGUCCCCAUCCCCGAGGUGUCUCAUUUAGGAUGGGGGCACUGGUACACCCUCCGGGAGCUCGAGGAGGCAACCGGCGGAUUCUCCGACGAGAACGUCAUUGGCCAGGGGGGGUACGGCAUCGUCUACCAUGGAAUUCUCCAGGACAACAGCCAGAUCGCCGUGAAGAACUUGCUCAACAACAAGUAAACCCCUUCCGUCGCAUCCCCCCGAGAAAUCUACCCUUCGAUCCUCUGCUCACGAUCGAUUCGAUCCUUCCUCCUCUGACUUUCAGGGGGCAAGCCGAGAGGGAAUUCAAGGUCGAAGUGGAGGCGAUCGGGCGAGUCCGGCACAAGAACCUGGUGAGGCUACUCGGAUACUGCGCCGAAGGAGCUCACAGGUAUUGCCCAUCCCCUACCUUAUUCGGCAGAUCAUCGUCUUCCUUCCUUCACGGGCGAACAACAAGAUCUCAUCUUGCGCCAUUCCCCCGGCAGGAUGCUCGUCUACGAGUACGUGGAUAACGGGAACUUAGAGCAGUGGCUCCACGGCGACGUCGGCCCCAGCAGCCCCCUCUCGUGGGACGUCCGCAUGAACAUCAUCCUCGGAACGGCGAAAGGGUGAGUCUCCGGCGAACGAACUCGCCCCCUUCCUUCCUUCCUUCUCCGUCGGCCAUGAACGAGCCUCCCCCUGUUGCAGGCUAAUGUACCUGCACGAAGCCCUCGAGCCCAAGGUCGUCCACCGCGACGUGAAGUCCAGCAACAUCCUGCUCGACAAGCAGUGGACUCCCAAGGUCUCCGACUUCGGCCUCGCCAAGCUCCUCGGCUCGGAGAGGACCUACGUGACGACCCGUGUCAUGGGCACCUUCGGGUGAGUCCCCCGGGAAAAACUCCUCCCCUCCCCUCCUCGGAGGCUCCUCGCUGCCACCGCUGACCACAUCCCUCUGGUUCUCCGGCAGCUACGUGGCCCCCGAGUACGCCAGCACGGGGAUGCUGAACGAGAGGAGCGACGUCUUCAGCUUCGGCAUCCUGAUAAUGGAGAUCAUAUCGGGCCGGAAGCCCGUUGACUACAGCCGCCCCCCCGGCGAGGUCUCCAAUCAUUUUCAUCAUCAUCAUCAUCUUCUCCAUUUUCGGCCUCGUCCUUCCCCGCGGUUCCUUCCUCAACCCUGUCGCCCCUGACGGUCGUUUUUUAGGUUAACCUGGUGGACUGGCUGAAGACGAUGGUGAGCAACCGGAACUCCGAGGGCGUCCUGGAUCCCAAGAUGAGCGAUGGGCCCUCUUCCAGAGCCCUGAAGAGGACCCUCCUGGUGGCGCUCCGCUGCGUUGACCCCGACUCCCUGAAGCGGCCGAAGAUGGGGCAGGUCAUCCACAUGCUCGAGGUCGACGACUUCCCCUACCGCGACGUGAGUACCAGCUCCCCUCUGGUUCUCUCUCUCUCUCUCUCUCUCUCUCUCUGCCUGCAUGAUCCAAGCUUCUGCCUCCAAUUAUCCAGGAGCGGAGAGCCGGGCACGAGCCAGCGGCGGCGGGGCAUGACAGCCCGAACGUGAGGGUGAGGCUCUCGGAGAAACCGCCCGCCAUGGAAGCCGGCGACGGCAGCGCCGACUCCGGGAGCGCCGCCAGGUGGCAAAGAAGAGACAACUGA